Molecule: messenger RNA, 4316 nt
Organism: Mizuhopecten yessoensis (Yesso scallop)
Lineage: Eukaryota; Metazoa; Mollusca; Bivalvia; Pectinida; Pectinidae
Exons: 18
Coding region: 90-2519 (809 amino acids)
Source: RefSeq, a predicted model, not a curated record
GCUUCGAAAGGGUGUCCACGAUGCUGACUGGAGAGAUAUAUGGAUAAAUAAAACGAAAAGACGUCUUCACUGAACAUAACACGUUAGCAAUGGGUUCCGGUAACACAAAACCAAAAUCACGAGUGAGGGGAGGUGAAAAGAAGAAGAAGGAGGUAGCAGAGCUACAGGUGAUAAUAAAACAACUUGGCUUCUGGACUGAACUCGAAAUUCUCUACUACCAAAUAUGUGACCGAGUGGAGGAGAUGGAACAUGGUUGGCCGGUCGUGGAAGGUUUGAAAAAGGCCUUUCAGGCAUUUGAGAAACAGAUCCAGGCUAAGGGAUGGAAAAAGAAGUUUGUAUCAUCAACCUCCUAUCAUCGCUACCAACGACUGAAAAAUGACCUAAUACAAGCUGGUACUAAGAAAAACUCGAAUAUCAAAAAGCCUACUAUCCCGAAAAAUAUGUUGAAUAAACGAGCCAAUAACGACGACAUUCAAGAUUACAGUGUGGUGGUGGAACAACAGUUGACGCAGGCGCAGGCGGAGGUAAAAGCCCUCAAAAAGCAACUGGACAGACAAUCCAACACCACACAGAUAAAAGAAGUGUCUGUCAAUAAACUUCAGGGAGAACUGGUUGAAUUCCACACCGCUAGACUAGAGGUGGAUCGGUGGAUUGAUAAGCUCAUAGACAAGAACAACACCAUUCUCAAAGUCCAUACAUACAUGAAGCCAGCUAAUGAUGUUCAAAUGGAUGACGUCAUGGAGGAGGUCAUGGAAGAGGUCAAUCCUCUACCUUCUGUUCAUCUACAGCGUAAACAUGAUUCUAAAGACAUUCUAGAAAGCACACACCGAUGGAUGGAGUUCUUUACAACAAUUUUACCGGAAUACUACGAGAUGAAAACUCUACAAAGCAGAUAUACAAAAGUUAAGGACUCUGUAUUAAUGUUUGGUCCUGUUCCAUCGCUUACUGAAAGAACGGAGUAUCAGAUGGAGGAGACACCCCGGGGAAAGGGGAUGAAACGAAAGAAAGUUGUGGUGGUACCUGAGGAAGACGAGGGGGACGGGCUGGUUCGUUUACUUGAAGAAACACAGGAACGACUACAGGAACAGGAGAAUGCGAUAUUCUCUUUACAGGAGGAUAAUGAGUUUCUUCGUAAGAAGUUGCGGACAGGAGGUUACACCCAGCGUGAGGGUGAUGAUGAUACUGGAGCCGGACCGAGUGUCCCUAGAAUUAUUCCUCCGCCUACCUUUUCAAAACAGGAGGAGGAAGAUCGCAAAGCAAUAAUGAAGAGAAACCCUCGCAACGCCGAAUAUCUGGACGCUCUAAUGACUCAAAUCAAGCAUCAGAAGUUGGUAACUCGACGUAUAGAUCGCCUGAAAAUGAACGUAGUGAAAGUGAAACUCCAUGGCGGUUAUGACGAGAAUGACAUGGCGGGGGCCAUGACAACGACGGAGGACGGAGCGGAGUUCGAUGCUCUCAUGGUCAUAGAAACCAACAACCGUGUCCUGAAUGAAACCAUUCCGGAGCUAGAGAACCUGCUGAUGUUAGCAACUGUCGGCCAGAAACUGCUAGAGACGGUGGACACGAUGUACACCCACUUCUGUUCCGACAUCCUUCGAGACAACGAGCGCCUUCUAGCACAGCUUGGUGAACAGGAACCAGAUACAGAAAAAGACACGGCGUCCAACAUCGUCACAAAGUACAGGCAGAAACUUGAGGACAUUCAGACCACACUACUCAGGAACAGGGACGAUAUCGUACAGCUACAGAAAGAAAAGAGUGGGUUGGAGAAGAAGGCCAGCGAACUGCGGGAAACAAAAAAGGCUAUGAGAAAGCUGGAGAUAAAAGCAGAGAAAAUGACCUCAAAACUUGUGCGGAAGACCGGCACGGAGCUGGUGCGAGAAAACCCGGAUGUAACAGAUGUCGUAGGCUUUAAGAAAGGGAAGACAAUAUGGGACCGCUAUAAAGACGCGUACGAAUUUGAGUGGUAUGACGCGUAUGAUUUGGAGAAGAACUACCUGGGAAAGCCGCCAAGGGAGGGAAUAGACACACUUUUACAAAUGCUCAAGGAUUGCUUCGAAUAUUGCAAGAAGGAGGCUGACGACCAAUGGGAACAGAUCAAGAUAGCGCUAUUGUGGGAGGCGAAGAUCAGCGAUGGACAAGAGGAAAGAGAUUUUACAGAGCAGGAUACUAAAUAUCUCCUGAAUUUGCGCAAGAAUUAUAUUGGAUCCACGGAUAUCAUCGAAGAUCAUUUCCGGGAGAAAGGGAUGUCUUCUGAAUACCAGAAGGAGGCCAGAGACGACAAGUUCAAUCCUUACAUUCGAAAACUCGUGGAACUGUGCUGGUUCCUGGUGCUUCAGGAUCCGCCUAUGCACCUUCACUGGGACAUCAAAUACGCCGACUUCGUGGACAGGGACAUGUACGAUAACUUCACACUGAAUGGGCGACGGUAUGACUUCAUCGUCUGGCCUGCCAUGCUUCUAUACAAGGACGGACCACUCCUUUCUAAAGGCAUCAUACAGCCUAUCUUUCUGGACUAGGUGUCGCUGUCAUACAAUACUUCACCCUAGGCUCGAGACGGCUAUCAUACAAACACUACAGACACGACUAUUUAACCAAGACUCGAGACGGCUAUCAUACAAACACUACAGACACGUCUAGUUAACCAAGACUCGAAACGGCUUUCAUACAAACACUACAGACACGUCUAUUUGUGUCUUUAUAUCAUACAGUAUGUCUUCCCGGAAUGGGGUGACAUCCCUACAGCCUUUCUCACGCGACUCAUGCUAGUUAGCACGUCACUAAUUUAUUGUCACUGUUACUGGACGUAAUGGUCUUAAAACAUCGUAAUACUAGUAGUCUAGUGUACGAUAUUAUCGGUAUAAAUACCAUGUUACACUUUUUACACCGUUUCUUAAUUUCUAAGUUGUUGAGGAAUAAGAGCUUACAUCAAUACCUACCUUUCUCUUUACAGCCUUGAGCAUGGCAUCCACCAUCACCCUCCCUGAUGAACUUCUUUUUAUUAAAACCCACUUGUCCUGUGAACUAAAGUUUCAUUUAUAUAUUUCUUUCCGCAAACAUACAUACAUAUCUUCAUAUAUUAUGGAUUGCUAUCAUCUUAGCAUACAUGUCUUAAAAAUCACUACAAUUAUACAAAUAAGUGAGCAACUAUUUAAAAAUGACCAAGGAAACAAUAAGCAAGCCAAACUAAGUAAACAUUUACUACACAGUGUGUCCACUGUGUCCGUUUAGGACACAUCGGUUGUCCUAAAGAUCAACAGAAUAAUAUCUCAUAUAACAUAACGUAUCCUUCUGUAAUACGAUUGGUCUGGAUACACUAAUGUAUCAUGGGAUAAAAAUCCUUGUAUAGAAAAGAAAGUCUGAUCUCAAUUGAACAUGAUUGUUUAUCAUUAAGUUAAAACAUACUACAUAAAUGACUGGAUAUUAUAAUGAAAUAUAAAACCAAACCAUCAGUAUCAGUUUUGUUUUGUUUUGAAGAUAAUUUAAAUUAAUGGGUAUUCCCUUUCUCUGCUGGCAGAGUAGAAUGUGUCCGAUUACUUGAAUCCUCAGAACAAAACACAUAAUACACUGGUGUAUUCUGGUCCUUAAAUUGUACCUAUGAUUUAUAUAUACAUAUUUAUAUACUCGUAAUAUGUGUGCCUAUUUCACAAAUACUUAGUACAUAGUUUCAUUUCUAUUUUGUCAUGUUGAUAGUAACCGUUUGAAAGGUUGAUGAAAAUUCGAUUCAGGUUGAAGUUAAUUGAUAUAGCUUUGAAAUGACUUCUUGUAAUUAAUUUUAAUUGAUUUAAAUCAUUCUAAUUAUUUCUCAAUUUUUGAAAUUCGGAACGAAAUAUCCAGCUGAUGUUUUUACUAUUUUUAUUACAUUUUACAGUGUUCAUUCUUUGGGGGGGAAAAACAAAAUCGAAAAAGUCGUAUAUAUAUGGUACAAAUACGACUACCACGUCAGCAUUUACAAGAAUGACUUACCAGUCUGUUUUGGAAUGCAUCUUUUGUUAUACAGACAAGGAUGUGGUAUGCUUACCAGACAUUCCCAAAGUCCAUACCAAGCAUAUCUUUCUAAUGUUUAGUGAUCAUAUAUUAUGUAAACAGAUUUUAAAUAAAUAUAAACUAGUAGACCUGAAGUUGAAACUACUGUUGCCUAAACCCCAUGCACUGAUGUUGUGCAAAAACACAUGUUUCAACUGUAAUGAUAACAUUCGAGGUCAAUCGAAUGUUAUACGAUAUUUCUUGCAGUUGUCAAUAACAAAUAUUUUCUUAUUUGAUUUCAAUGCGAUAACUUUGAUCGAUUUAAGGAGUUCAAUUACAAUAUAACAAAA